This is a messenger RNA of Nycticebus coucang (slow loris), 4337 nucleotides long. It is a transcript of the gene TMPPE, whose product is annotated as transmembrane protein with metallophosphoesterase domain. The coding region runs from base 202 to 1554 and encodes 450 amino acids. The transcript has 2 exons. The record is from RefSeq and is a predicted model, not a curated record. NCBI's taxonomy places the organism in Eukaryota, Metazoa, Chordata, Mammalia, Primates, Lorisidae. Gene Ontology annotation, molecular function: hydrolase activity.
GGGCUCCGCGGCUGGGGAGCUAGUGUGUUCCGCUCCGGUCGGCCUUUUCGCUGGGACCCACUUCCUUCUCUCUGUAAGGAGGGGGUGAGCUGAGGCGGAGUUGACCUGGAAACCUCUCCUUGGCCACUGUCCUUUCUAAGGAAUUCAUUUCCAGAGCCCACCUGCACAGAACUGGUGGGGGCCCUGCUAGGAGCAGAGAAAAUGGCCAUCUUCAGGCAGCUGUCCCUAGGUGUGAAGGCCGCCCUGGCUGCUGUCACUGUCUUCGUGUCCAUGAUCAUCUCCCGCUCCUAUCUAGCAGAGAGCCUUGAGCUCAGGGCCUGGCGUUGGCUGUUUCGCCUGCAGCUCGCCCUGUUUGCCAAUUCACUCAUGCUCAUCGGCUCUGUGUACAUCUGGCGCAGCACAGUGAGCAACCUCUGCCAUUCCCCAGCUGCGGAGUCGACCUGUUUUCAGCUCUGGAAGGUGGCUGUUCUGGGAUUUCUGGCCCUGGCCCAUUCUAGUUUCUUCACCAUGCUCUUUUUAGUGGCUGAGGAGCCCUAUCUCUUUUCCUUGGCAGCCUACUCCUGCCUGGGCGCGUAUGUCAUCAUGGUCUUCUUCCUCUGCAUCCUCAGCGGCAUGGAGCAAGCCUGUCAGCUCUUGGCCUGGCGCAGUGGUAGGGUCGUGAGCAGUCUUGACAAGACAAGGAAGCUGGUGCUCAGGCCCGCCCUGGCUGUUGUAGUGACUGCUGUGCUCAGCGUGGCAGGGCUUCUGAAUGCUGCCCAGCCCCCAACUGUGAGAACCGUGGAGGUACCCAUCAAUCAGCUGCCCCCCUCUAUGAACAACCUCAAGAUCGCGCUCCUCUCAGACAUCCACUUGGGCCCCACAGUGGGCAGGACAAAGAUGGAGAUGUUUGUGAGGAUGGUGAACGUGCUGGAGCCAGAUGUCACAGUGAUCGUGGGUGACCUCUCUGAUUCAGAAGCGUCGGUCCUGCGGACAGCUGUUGCUCCUUUGGGCCAGCUCCGUUCACGCCUCGGCACCUACUUUGUCACAGGCAAUCAUGAGUACUACACCUCGGAUGUCAGCAACUGGUUUGCACUGCUGGAAUCCCUGCACGUCCAGCCUCUUCACAAUGAGAAUGUGAAGAUUUCUGCUACAGGAGCCCAAAGUGGUGGUUCUGGUGGUAGUGAAGAUAACAACUGGAUCUGCUUGGCUGGGGUGGACGAUAUUGAAGCAGACAUCCUGCACUACUCUGGGCAUGGCAUGGAUCUUGUCAAAGCUCUGAAGGGCUGCAGCCCAGACCACACCAUCAUCCUCCUAGCUCACCAGCCUCUGGCUGCCAAGAGAGCCCUCCAGAGUCGGCCAGACAUUAACUUGAUCCUUUCUGGUCACACACAUGCUGGGCAAAUCUUCCCCUUGAACGUGGCAGCCUACCUCCUGAACCCCUUCUUUGCUGGUCUCUACCGAGUGGCCCAGGAAACAUUUGUGUAUGUCAGCCCAGGCACAGCCUAUUACGGGAUACCCAUGAGGUUGGGUAGCAGGGCGGAGAUUACGCAGCUCAUCCUGCAGCGGGCUCCCUGACCAGUCCCUCCCUGUGUCCCUCUGUCCUUCCCUUGUUCUCCAUUGUGUCCUGCUUCAGAGUAGCUUGCCUGCUUUACCCCUCCGGCCUUUCCUGCCCUGCCCUGCCAUUGUACUCUUGUGGUGGGGCUGCCUGGCAAGUUCAGGCUGGUUUAACUGUGUAAAUGGCUAAUUGCUUUUUUAUAUGCACUUGUGAGGUCACUAAGACCACAUAUACUAGAGCUCACAUCUGUUUUCCAGGUGAUGGCACCUUCUGCAGAGCUCAUAGGGAUGAACUGCAGCAUGGGGUUGCUAGAAAGGGACAUCUCUAGAAAGCAGAGCCAGGAAACAGCAGGAGCAUUUUCAUCGUGGUGUUUUUAAACCCUGUAUAGGACAUAGAUGGUCCAGAAUCAUUGAUCCAUAUCCUUUAUUAGUAAGGAACAGUGUUGCCAGGUAAUUUGGGAAAACAAGUAAGAGAGAAGGCCCCUUUGAUUCUAUCGAGUCACCUUUAUUGAGGGCAUGGGUAUAACCUGAUAGAAUGCAAGUUCUCCUGUUCCAGGCCUUGAGCGAUGCUGUUUAACUGUGCUCCUAGGACUUUGGGGGUGGAGGUGGGAUGAGGAAAAGAAAUCACCCCACUGCUGCUGCUGCUUAGGAGUGCCCAGGGUUUUGCCUCCCUUGUCUCAUUUUAUACAACCCUCAGGUGAGGUGAUUAGGUUCUGGGUGCUUUUCCCUGUUUAGAGAUGUGGAAACUAAGACAAAGAGGCAAUAUGACUGGGUAUGUAGGAGAUGUGAGGCUAGAUGCCAGGUCUUCCACCUCCCAAUAAAAAUGUUCUUUCCACUGUCUGAUAAUUAAAUAGCUGUAUCUGUUACAGGCGAGUGCAGGAUUCAAACAAAGUUAACCAUGCAGAGAGAAUGAAGAGGACUAGGACCUGAUGUUCCUUCUGUCAAAGUUAUUUGCUUGAGGCUGAUUUCAGUUUAAUCCAUAACUGCAUGGACAGUGGCCUGGAAGGAAGUUGGCUAGUUUCAUUGCAGGAGGUCUGUUGAAUUUGAAGAAGAGGUGGGAAACUGGAACUCUCUUGGGCCCAAGCCAGUUUGGGCUUGAUUUUUUUGUUAGGUGCUAGGUCUGCUUUCUACCAGUGGAGGAGUUGAGGCUUACAGGGGUAGAAGCAGGGCUCCAGCCUCAGGAAGGGCCUCUUGGCUCCCCUGGCCUCUCAGGCUCCCCUUCCUGGUUCCUGACUUUGGAAUGUGGGGACUACCCUUUCUGCUGGGCCACCUGUCUAGCCUCAUAAGAAGAGCUGCUCUUACAUUCUGGCCAUGGAAUGAUGGGGCCAUCCCUUCUGGCCUCUAGAGCCAUAGAAAACCUGGCGGGGGUUACCAUGUCUGGAGUGACCCCAACUCUGUUGGCCCAGUGUUUGUGACAGAGGCAAGAGACCCUUGAUCCUGGAUAGAUCCCAGGCAGCAUUUAAUCACUACUGUUAGGAAAGGCCUAACUGGAAUACCGAGGGCCUUGAUUCAGCACUGGUCUCUUACUAGGUGGUUUAGACUUGUGAUGGAAAAGGAAUGAAGACAUUCUCUCUGAGGGGAGAGGCUCCCCUGCUCACUAGUAGGACAGUAUCAUAGGGCAAGUGGCUUGCUCUCAUUGACCUCUCGUUUCCAUCAACCCUAAAGUGGGGAUAGUUAUAUCUACCUCAAGAUUGUUUUGCUGAGUGGAUAUUAAGCCUUAGUAUAGGAAUUUCAUGUGGCACAGUGUGCACAGUAAACGCUCGAUGUUAUAUUAAUUUUUCAACAUCACAUUGGGGUUUGCUAAAGAACAGUGUUAGGUGCAGGUGCCCAGAGACUUGGAGUAGCCAGACCUGGGGAAUGUGGGUGGGCAGCAUGCCACCUGCUGCAGGGGCUAGAGAUUUGUCAAAGCAGCCACUGCUGGGGUUUGCUUUCUUCUGCCUGUGUAGAGGUCUCUUUGUGCACGGUCUGCCUAAUGGAGGGAGUUUAUUCAUUUCCUUCUUGUCUUCUUGGUGUGCAGCAUGGUUCUGGGGGAUCCUGGAGACCCCUCUUCUUCUUCCCAGGCAGCUAAGAUAUUGACAGCAGGCCAUUCAGUCAAGUUUAAAAAGUAUCUUUGAGUUGAAAUUUUGGUGAUUUCCUUAUCCCCCACCCCCCACCCAAAUCAUAUUCAGUCAUCCUUAUAGCCAGGAAUAACUUUGGAGAGAAACAGAAUUUCAUAGUGGAGGAAGGGACCCUGGAGAACCCUUCUUCUAACGUAUUUUGCAGACAGGGGAUCCCAGGGGAGAAGUAACUUGCCCCCGCCAGUUGGCCAGUACCCAAUCCCCUGACUCCCUUCUCCAUGGUCCAUCUUCAGACUUGCCAUCCUUCCUGGGCUCAUAAGGCUAUUCUUCCAAACUUUUCUUGCUUUCUUAUGACCUGACCCCAUUUUAGGAUUAUUCUUACUGCCUUUCACUUGUCUUUUGUUUUGUAUUUUACAAAACUAGGCUAGAUGGUACCAUUUCACUUUCUACUCUUGGGUGCUGCUGGUAGCGUUUGACUCACCUAUUGUAUGUUAUUUUUUCACUGGUUUCUUGAUUGUGUAUCUUUCUUAUCAGCACCCUGGGCUUGAUGAAAUUAGCUUUCAUCAAGUCCUGUUUUUUGUGUUUUUUUUUUUUUGUAGAGACAGAGUCUCACUUUAUGGCCCUCGGUAGAGUGCCGUGGCCUCACACAGCUCACAGCAACCUCCAACUCCUGGGCUUAAGCAAUUCUCUUGCCUCAGCCUCCCGAGCAGCUGGGACUACAGGCGCCCGCCACAACGCCCGGCUAUU